UAAGAAGCGACGCGUCCCGCGGUCCUGGCUGUGUGGGUCUGGUCGGAUUGGACCUGGGCGCUGGAGCUACUGUGGCUCCCGCCUCAGCGGGUGCGAUGGAGGCUGUGCCAGAGCCCAGCACUCAUGCCGGGGGAGGCCGAGACAGCCGGCGGUGCUAGUAGAUGAGGCGGCGGCGGCGGCGGCGGCAGCCCGGGCUCUCCAUGAGCAAGCGGCGGCGGCGACGGGUGCGGCGGCACCGGCAUUUUUCGGUCCCCGGGGAGGAUGAAGACACUGUUUGAAGAGAUCAAAGCAUCAAUUAAAAAUAACUACAACCAAGAUCGAUCAUUUUGGAGGCCUGUUCUUCCUUGGGGAGGUGUAUUUACUAUCAAAGCUGGCCGCAAAGCAGUAUCCUGUACACCACUCUAUGUUGAGAUAAGACUGAAAAAUACCUGCACCAUAGAUGGAUUCUUGAUGCUAUUAUAUGUCAUUCUUAAUGAAAAUGAAAAUUUCCCCAGGGAACUCUCUCUUCACUUUGGUAGAGAGUUUGUAGACUGUUUUCUUUAUUUAAUGGACACCUACAGUUUUACAACAGUGAAGCUACUUUGGAUUUGGGACAAGAUGGAAAAACAGCAAUACAAAUCUGAAGUUCAUAAAGCUUCACUAAUAAUUGAUUUGUUUGGGAAUGAGCAUGAUAAUUUUACAAAAAAUCUCGAAAAUCUCAUGUCUACCAUUCAAGAGAGUUACUGUUCCAACUGGCGAUGCCCAACUCGCGUACAGGAAGAUCAACAGCGCACAAUUAAUAUAAAUCCUCCCCAAGAAAUUCCACAUGGAAACUUGAUACGACUGGCUGUGGAUGAGUUAUUCUGUUCCAAGAUUGAACUGUGUGAAGAGCGUGGGUGUGGUGGCUUAAGAGAAUUUUCCCAGCGAGUUUUUUGCCAUGGGGCACCCCCUUUUGUUGUCUUAAAUAUGCAGCAUUGGAAAUCUGAAGAUCUGGCAUAUGUACCCUAUUACUUGGAUUUAUCUGACCACAAGUAUUUGUUGGAAGGUGCCACAUUAUUUAACAAAGAAGAACAUCAUUAUUCCGCGGCUUUCCAGAUUGAUGGACAUUGGAUGCACUAUGAUGGCCUCAGAAAUGUGAAUUUAAUUUUGUUAAAUAAACCCCCAGAGUUUCUCCUCUUGUCAUCAUUGGUUUAUAUUCGAGCAACAGAGAAAUAAAUAUAGACUGAUGCUAAAUUAAAUUGUUUUCCCUCCUGCCCAUGCUCCCCCAGAUGAAGGGCUUUAUUUUGUGUAUACUUGGUAUCCAAGGAAAUAGUUCAACUAUAAUAGUUUCAAAGGUAUAUUUUCUAGUGUUUAGCCCCAGGUAAAUCUUUUAUAUAGAGGAUCUAUGCAAAAAAAUGUUUGUAUUUCUUUUUUAUAUGUUCUGGGUUAUUUUUAUAUAAGCAUAUUUUAUGUUGAAAUAAAAUAUAUCUGAUGGCCUUUGUA
Messenger RNA from Microcebus murinus (gray mouse lemur), 1461 nucleotides. RefSeq names its product dopamine receptor interacting protein 1 (gene DORIP1). NCBI's taxonomy places the organism in Eukaryota, Metazoa, Chordata, Mammalia, Primates, Cheirogaleidae. The record is from RefSeq and is a predicted model, not a curated record.